This is a messenger RNA of Anoplopoma fimbria (sablefish), 658 nucleotides long. It is a transcript of the gene ubald2, whose product is annotated as UBA-like domain containing 2. Gene Ontology annotation, molecular function: protein binding. The record is from RefSeq and is a predicted model, not a curated record. Lineage: Eukaryota; Metazoa; Chordata; Actinopteri; Perciformes; Anoplopomatidae.
ACUCGGCGGUGGGAGACGGGCAGCGAGCAGCGGGGCUUUGACGGGUUUCAGAGGCGUCGAUCCAGCGAGAAGACUUCAUUUUUGUUUUAUUUUUCCACGUAAAUCAGCUGCUCGUCGCGGAGGAGAAGCGGUCAUGUCGGUGAAUAUGGACGAACUCAGACAUCAAGUCAUGAUCAACCAGUUUGUUUUGACUGCUGGCUGCGCCGCAGACCAGGCGAAGCAGCUCCUCCAGGCGGCCCACUGGCAGUUCGAGACGGCUUUAAGCUCCUUCUUCCAGGAGGCCAACAUCCCCACUCACCACCACCAGAUGAUGUGCACCCCCAGAAACACGCCCGCCACUCCGCCCAACUUCCCCGACGCCAUCACCAUGUUCUCAAAGCUGCGGGCGUCUGAGUGCGGCCCCGGCCCCGGGGCUCCUCCCACCAGGGCGUCCAUGGCCUGCUCCCCCCGACCCUCCUCCACGUCGGGCUUCGGCUCCUUUUGGGCGUCCUCUCCGCCAGGCCACCAGCCGGCCUGGCUGCCCCCGGCGCCCACGGGCCCCCACAUGCACCACCACUUCCACCACCACCACAUGCAGCAGACGCCCAUGUGGCCCCCAGUCUCACAGCCCAGCGGCCCCCAGCCCCCCGUGGUGUCGGCGCUCCACGGCCAGAGAUGA